Molecule: messenger RNA, 3003 nt
Organism: Ooceraea biroi (clonal raider ant)
Lineage: Eukaryota; Metazoa; Arthropoda; Insecta; Hymenoptera; Formicidae
Gene: eIF4A
Product: eukaryotic translation initiation factor 4A
Molecular function (GO): RNA helicase activity; ATP binding; nucleic acid binding
Source: RefSeq, a predicted model, not a curated record
CUUGCUCAAACGGAAAUCGUCCAAGUCUCUAAAUUGCCGCCGUUCGCAGCGCCACGUCGUGGCAGUCGGGAGAAUACUGAUCGCGACGCCAGACGAACUCUUCCUUUCCGCCUAGCUCUCACGAGUAACAUGUCGCAUACAGCUGAACGAAGGAAUGAUGAUCAAUGGCCAGGGGAUUCAAAAAAUGGUCCUAGUGAAAGUGAGCAGCCCACGUACGAUGGGCCUCCUGGAAUGGACCCUGAUGGCGUCAUCGAGUCCAACUGGGAAGUUGUUGUGGAGAACUUUGAUGAAAUGAAUUUAAAAGAAGAACUACUACGUGGUAUAUAUGCUUAUGGCUUUGAAAAACCAUCGGCAAUCCAACAACGUGCCAUCCUACCAUGUAUAAGGGGGCUCGACGUUAUUGCUCAGGCUCAGUCUGGUACCGGCAAGACUGCUACCUUUUCAAUAUCGAUCCUUCAACAAAUCGACACUAGUAUUAAAGAGUGCCAGGCUUUAAUCCUCGCACCGACUCGUGAAUUAGCGCAACAAAUCCAGAAAGUCGUAAUCGCUCUAGGAGAUUUUAUGCAUGCGGAGUGUCACGCAUGCAUUGGUGGCACCAAUGUACGUGAAGAUAUGCGAAAACUGGAUCAGGGGGUCCACGUGGUGGUCGGUACCCCUGGUAGGGUUUACGAUAUGAUCAGUCGACGAGCACUUCGGGCAGGCAGCAUCAAACUGUUUGUGCUGGACGAGGCCGACGAAAUGCUUUCCCGAGGUUUUAAGGAUCAGAUCCACGAUGUAUUCAAAUUAUUACCCAACGAAGUGCAGGUGAUAUUAUUAUCUGCGACAAUGCCAUCUGAUGUGUUGGACGUGUCCAAAUGCUUCAUGCGCAAUCCCAUCCGCAUCCUGGUUAAAAAGGAGGAGCUAACCCUCGAGGGUAUCAAGCAAUUUUUCGUUUACGUUGAGCGUGAAGAUUGGAAAUUGGAGACUCUCUGCGAUCUGUACGAUACGCUGAGCAUCACCCAGGCUGUCAUCUUCUGUAAUACGCGGCGUAAGGUCGAUUGGUUGACCGAGAGCAUGCAUAAACGCGACUUUACUGUUUCGGCCAUGCAUGGCGACAUGGAACAGAAGGAGCGUGAUCUCAUCAUGAGGCAAUUCCGUACUGGAUCAUCCAGAGUUUUGAUCACCACCGAUCUUUUGGCGCGUGGUAUUGACGUGCAGCAGGUUUCACUUGUCAUCAACUAUGAUUUACCUUCCAACCGAGAAAAUUACAUUCACAGAAUUGGUCGUGGUGGUCGUUUUGGUCGUAAAGGUGUGGCCAUUAACUUCGUGACGGAGGAAGAUAAACGAACCUUAAAAGAUAUCGAGCAAUUCUAUAACACUCACAUCGACGAGAUGCCAAUGAAUGUCGCUGAUUUGAUCUAAGUCCGACUAUUGGCUAUAAUCCAUUAUAAUAAAAAAAAAAUAAUAAAAAGUAAGUGAAAGAAGCUCUCAGCUGAUCGAUCUCUCAUGGUGUGUGAGUAUAUAUACUGAGUGAGUUGGUGGACUAUAUCGCUUAUGUAAACGCGAUCUAAACCAAAAUAUUCCAACGUUUUCAUAUUCGUUUCGAUUUAUAAUAGUAGAUUACGGAAAUAGUUAUCUGUUACGCUACAGGAGUUAGUGUAGUACGAUUAUUAUUACUAUUAGUGUAAUUACCACUACUGUUGCCGCUACCGAUAUCGCUGCUGCUGCCGCCGCCGCCGCCAUCGCCGCCGCCGCCGCUGCUGCUGCUAUUAUUACUACUACUACUAUUACUAUUAUUCCUAUCGUUACCGCUAUAGAUAUUACUAUAAAUAUUAUACUAUACAUCUCUUUCAUUGGUACUGCUGAUACCACCAAUUGCUAUCCACAGGAUUUAUUUUUCAUUUUAAUUUUUAUAUUUACAACAUAGUAAUAUUGGCAUAGAGUUUAAAAAAAUCUCACGCCGUAGGGUGAGACAAAUAAGAUUAAAACGCGAGAAGCCGCGGCCCGGCGCAAUUCGAUACAACACACUUUUAGCCCUAUUAUUGCAACAGGUUAGAGGUUUUACAUUACUCACAGAAUGCGUCUGUGCUCUUAUCCCAUCGCAGGUCCCAUGGUCGUGAUAAAAAUUCUCAAGUCGGUUCUUUUGAGGCUUCUGAUCCCAUCUAUUUUCUCCCACGACAUUUCUAACUGGGUGAUCCAAUCUGUUGUGGUUAACAGUCCUUAUUUGACGCUUCUCUUACCGCGAUUACAACUUGUUUGUCUAGGCAGAGGUUUAGUUGGGUAUUGGAGGGGAUAUUUUAAUCACAAGCGUUGCCGCAGGAGAUGUAUAUUCAAGGAUAGACGAUAUGAAUUUUUUGUAUAUCCUAAAUCCCAGGCGCACACACCUCAUUCAUAUUAAAUAAAGUGUUUGACCUUUUAAGGGAGUGUGGUCUUUGUUAUUGCAAUCUUUAUUAUCUCUCUUAUGUGAAAUUUCAUCCAAUUUUAUACUGGAAGUCUUGAACGCACGAUAUGUACGAACGAUCAUUCUCGAACUAUGAAAGGGGAGUUUCGCAUUGGGAAUAAGUUUCGCAGUUUAUAUGCCGAAAAAGUUCUCACAGUUUUCUUUUAUUUGUAUUUGCAGGCAGUUUUGGACGGUCCAGAUGUGGGCGACAUAUUUUUGGAAAUAAAAACAAGAUUUCCUGAUUCAAUAUCGAAGUUUUUGUAAAUCGAUUACCUCUCUAAACUCCUGCCUUUCGUAGGUUCUAAUAAUAUAAUGCUUUAAUAAAAUAUUGCUCUUUUUUCCUUUUUUAUACUUUUACAUUAUUCUUAUUGGUAAUGAGGCGAUGAUUUUGAAUAAUUUUCUUUUUAUAUUCGUCAAUAUAAUUAUUUGCAAGUAUUCUUUAUCGCACAUAUUGUGAUUGUUUUCGCGCACUUACCCAUAUUAGUUGUUGAGAUGAAUUGAAACAUCAAUAUUGUGAGAACUUUUGUAUUGUGUUUAUGGAAAUGACUGUCUUACAAAAAUGAUUAAAUGAUAUUGCGAUAUCA